Messenger RNA from Haliotis rubra (blacklip abalone), 4954 nucleotides. RefSeq names its product ras-GEF domain-containing family member 1B-like. Gene Ontology annotation, biological process: Ras protein signal transduction; positive regulation of GTPase activity. The record is from RefSeq and is a predicted model, not a curated record. Gene Ontology annotation, cellular component: plasma membrane. Gene Ontology annotation, molecular function: guanyl-nucleotide exchange factor activity. Lineage: Eukaryota; Metazoa; Mollusca; Gastropoda; Lepetellida; Haliotidae.
CCUUGAGUCGUGGGUAAAGUUCAGAAGUCACUGUCAAGCGUGGUUGCCUUCACAGGGUGACACUCAGGUGCAACAUCGGUGUCGUACAACCCUGUACGGAGCUACAGGAUCAACAGCUAUUGGGAUUCAAAUGGUAUCUUCACCUCUCGUUUUGACGAGCUUAGACGUCCUAUCUCCCCCAGGCAGGUGAACAUCGAAGUAUGUCAGCUUGAUUCGAAUCCACUGAUGUAAUCCUGGGUAUUAUGAUACAACUGCAGUGUGUAUUACAGCAUUUGAAACCAACAGUGUUUGCCAGGUAGAUCAAGUGGUGGUGUACACCAUAAGAUGAGGAGCACGGCAAAUUGAAUAGUUUGUCUGGUUGCAGGUGCAAACAUUUACGUCACUAUUAACAUACAGGGUGUCACUGACAUGGAAAGUUUUACAGUGUGAAACCGAAACCAUAAAAAGUGUUCAGCGAUUACAACAAACAGGAGUGUGAGGAUCUUCGUAAACAUUUCGAUGCACAACAGCCCGUUGUCAGCAAGUGCAGAUUUUUUGCAGUUGCACUAGUGCACUUUAAAUCCUGCUGAGUGUUGAUUUCGCUCACAAACCUUUGAUUCCAUCAUCAAGCGGACCUCAUAAGCUGAUAAGAAGAUCUGCGUCAGGAGACGUUCCUUUUUCAUGCUACCAUGUGUGUUGAGUCCAGGACAAAUUACUUCCUGCUGAGGACUGUCUUUGACUAUUUUCUCAGAAAUAAUAUGUGUUGAUGACUUGUCUGUUUGGUUCAUCUGUAUGGAUAAAUUCUCAUUUCAUGCAGCGAUGUCAGACAGACUUACUGAACUUUUCAAAUUACGUCUUUUUAAAUGAAAAUCUGUAUUACGCAUUUGGUUGGAUAUGAGACAGAAGAUUCGAUAUCUUGUCAGUAUAUGUGAUUGUGGAAUAUAUCGCAAUUGACAUCUGAUGACGUGCAUCACAAGAGGAUUAUUCUUUUGCAGUGAAUAUCAGUCUGACUCUGAAGAAGAUAGGCAUAUGCCUGAUUUGGGAACAGCUUCAGGCCAACAACAAAUGUGGCAUUUAAGAAACUUGCAUGAUAUCAGAUAAAUCUUUUUUAUAUGCAAAUCAGCUGUUUCGACAAGGAAAUACUAGGAGUAUACAGUGAAGCGUCUCACUGAGAAAGGCUCACAUCAAAGUGUACUGACUGACGUAGGAUCAUAAUCUGUAGGUGUGACAUAACCAUAUGGACAGAUAACAAGAAAUUGACACCUGUCAAUUUCACUUGUGGAUGUUUACCUGUCGUCACAAAGAGUACAUAUCUGUUGGCCAGCUGGCACAAGGCUUUUGAAAGUGACGUGAUAUGUACAUGAUAUUGAAGUGAGAAAUGUAAACAAUCUGGGACCUUGGCUUAUAUUUGAAGAAAUCUACAUGCUAUUGACGUCAUUCCAAAGAGACAUUUGACAGCUGUUAAAAUAUACCUAAAAAAGUGUAUAUUUCAUCAAGUGCCGUAUCCCUGUGGCUGAUUCAGCGUUGCAUUCGUACAUACAGAGAGUGACAUUGUUUUACACUGACAGGAAUUGUUUUGGAAGUUUUGACACUGAUUAAUUUCAUUUUGGGGUUUAGAAAGGUGACAGUGGUAGAAUUUGUUUGCAUUUGGACUGAAUCAUAACUCCUGACAGUGGACAGAGCUCUACAGCAGUUAAUGAAUUGGAUCUAUUUCAUUAACACCAGAAAUCCUCACAAGUGUAUCUGAUCUUCCCAUCAGUGGUAGCCAAUGGUUAUCUAGGUUUAUUAAGCAAGUCCACAUUGUUUUAUUGUGUUGUGACAGGUUGACGUGGCUCUGAAAUAGAGAACUAUGAAAUGUGUGCACUAGGUCCAUCCCAGGAGUGAUGUAAACUUGCUUAUCGACAGAAUUACUGUGCUGUUUUAUUCCUCUGUGUGAGAUACUGUGUUUGCUUUGUGGACAUUACCUCGCAGACAAUGUCAUCCCUCGGUCGACAUCCAAGCUGCAUCCACUUCCCUAAGUUGGAGAAGCUCCACAGGCUGCUUAGAAAGUCUUCAAGGAGCCAACCUGCCAUUGGUCUCAAACAGACUCCAAAGUCAAGGCCGACCAUCUUUGGUACGAUUGCACAAGACAAGGCUCCAACCGAGGAUCGACGGAGGCAGAGUGUUGGUCCACAGACUCUGAGCCUUUCACAAAUGUUUGACAUGGAGAAAAACGGCUUUGACAGCCACAUACGAUACAUAGACGAAACUGAUGCAUUGAUAUUUCAAGAUGGCAACCUGUUAUCAGGAUCGCUGGAGGCACUUAUCCAGCAUCUGGUACCUACAGGAGAUUAUUACCCUGAUAGGACGUACAUAUUUGCAUUUCUCUUGAGUUCAAGGCUGUUUAUCCGACCCCACAGCUUAUUGGGAGAAGUUUGCCAGGUGUGCAUAUUUCAACAGAACCUGGCCAAUGACAGAAUUGAUAAGAAUUCCCUGGGUAAAUUCGGAACACACAUUGUCAGCCUGCUGAGCGAGUGGACCGAAUUAUUCCCCUACGACUUCAGGGAUGAGCGUAUGAUGAAACACCUGAAGGAUAUCACCCAGCGUGUCGUCAAGAUCUACCCAGAACUCAGAAAGGAUAUCAGUGCCCUCAUGCAUAAUCUUCUCUCUCGAUUGUCUCGGUUGCAGAAGUUUGAAGAUGUCCUGGCUAAACUGACCAGUGAGGCCAUGCAGAAAUCGCAGACCCAGGUUGUCCCCACCACCGACAUCAUGGAGGUGUGCCCCAGCCCACUCGUCUUAGCUCAACAACUAACGCAUGUUGAACUGGAACGUUUGAGUAUGAUUGGCGCUGAAGAAUUUGUCCAAGCAUUCUCAAAAGAAGUUAUUGAUGGCGAGACAACAUUCCGUGACAUGAAAAAGACAACCAACUUGGAGGCGUAUGUUCAGUGGUUCAACCGACUCAGCUACCUCGUGGCGUCAGAAAUAUGCUCACAUUUGAAGAAGAAGAACCGAGUUAAAAUGAUUGAGUACUUCAUUGACGUGGCCAAGGAGUGCAUCAACAUCGGCAACUUCAAUAAUGGCAAUUUCAACUCCUUAAUGGCAAUCAUAGCUGGCAUGAACAUGAGCCCUGUUGCAAGAUUAAAAAAGACGUGGGCUAAGGUGAACACAGCCAAGUUCCUUAUCUUGGAGCAUCAGAUGGACCCCUCAAACAACUCCGGCAGUUACCGAUCAUGUCUCAAGGCGGCAAUGUGGCGCUCACAGGGGGCAGUCGAUGACCAGGGAAAGAUCGUCAUCCCCUUCUUCAGCCUGUUUGUCAAAGAUCUGUAUUUCCUCAAUGAAGGCUGCUUGAGCAGGCUGUCCAACACAAACAUCAACUUUGAGAAAUUCUGGCAGGUUGCAAAGCAGAUCUCUGAUAUCAUGGCUUGGCAGCAAGUUGAGUGCCCUUUUGAGAAGAACAACAAAGUGUUGAAUUACGUGCUGACAUCCCCAGUUUUCUCAGAAACAAAGCUAUCACUGGCAUCAUAUGAGUGCGAGCCCCCAGAAAACAGCUAUGACAAGGAGAGACACAAGACACUCAAGGCUCAGGCUGGUUUAUGACAAACAAAGAGAAAGACGUCAGCCUAGUUCCUUUGUGAAUCAUUUUCAUACUGGUACUUAAAAUGGCUGCCGACUGCCCCGUGGUUGUUACACUGCAAGGUGUAUUAUGGAGGAUAUUGUCCGGCUUUGAGUGUUGUGCAGGAUCUGUUGUAGACGCUUGAAGAUGUCCUUGCUAGUGUUGGUCAAGAAUCAGAUUGAAGUUGUAAUGUGUGUGAUAAACAUUGAAGAAGGAGGGACAGUAUCUUCUAAAAUGGCAGUCGGACAUAAUGUCUCAGUGCUGGAGUUAUCUCCCAUUUAAAGGAGUUACCCCCCCUGCAAAAUGGCAGACACUACGUGUCCAGACUGAUCUCUAGUGAGAAUGCCUGUGCUAUAAAACUCUAUAAGACUGUGUCAUUAUGAACACUUCAAACUUGUGAGUGACAAAGACAUUGCCAGUAUGUUUGUACUGGAAAACAAAAAGUGCUGUGGAACUUGUUUUAAAGGCACUUGUGACUGUUGCUGGACAACAAAUUGUGCCAUUUGUUACUAAAGUCUGAUGGGACUCUAAUUUAUUUUCCUGGUGGUGCUGAUGAUUGAGUUUAGGUUGCCCUCUCAGGAUGCUGCUUCAUACGUUCCAUGUUAUUUGUUUUGCAAGCUACAUGGACAAUUUUAACAUUCUCAAGAAAAUUUUAUUCUCAGAGAGCCUAGUUAUAUAUAUAUUAUGAGGAACAUUUCAUUAUUUUUUUUCUAAAAAGAAAAAUGAAACAAAAAUGGAAAAUGAGACCAAAGAUUUUGAGAAUCUCAUGGGAACACUACAGGUUUUAUAUAUCUAUGUAUACAAGACUGUUUUCAGGGGGAAACAAAUUUGUUGUAUAUGUGGUCGGACUUGUAGAUAUUCAAAAGAACAUUCAUUUGUAAAAUUUCAUAAAUGGCAUUUUCAUACUUGGAACCAUUCCAAUUUUCCUCUUAUAUUUCGAAUGAUUAUUUCAUUAAGAGGAAAGAAGGAAAUGUCGUUUUUACUUAUCAUCCAUAGAAGGGCAAAGAAUAAAAUUCAAAAAUUGUACAAAUCUGAAACAUUUUAUCGUCCAGUGUGAACAAACACUUGUUUCUACUGCACAUGUAGCCCAUGUUUGGAGAUCAAAAUCACCAUUGUCUAAUCACUAUCCUCAUACCAUUGGAAUCAUCAAAUCAUGCACCAUCAAUACUCAGAAAUACGAAGACUGGGAUCUGUAUUGUUGUUCUGUGCCGCUUCUUGCUAGUGUUUAGCAGCUGUUGUUGGAUACGCACUUUGUUGACAGUGGUGCCGAGCCCUAGGCGGACAUAUUGUUAAACUGUGUGAUGCUUUAGUGGCCCUGGCGCUUGCACUUGUACAUAGAAUCUGUACAUACAAUCAGUCGAAUAAAAUGUGAAUCAUGAAUAA